CCCGGAGUCACGCACGGGCACCCGCGGUGUAAACACUGGUCCUCCGACAGCGCCAAGAGCGCGGCGGCGCUCGAGAGGAGCAGCCACUGCGUGGGGGCCCACGCUCGCUAGAGGUCCUCACGGCUAAGGACCCCUGAUGCCAACGCUCCCUGAGAGAGCUCCCAGGCCAGAGCUCAGACUCCUUGACCCCACGACACCAGGCAGCCUUGAAAGAGGCAGCAGGAAGCUGUGGCCACACUCGGACCGCACAGAGGCGUCCAGCAGUGGCUACGUCGAUGAGGAGGGACGGUCGCCCGGACCCCGUUCCGCCUCUGGGAUUCCUGGGCACACGUGUGUGCGGCCCCCGUCCCUGGCGGUGGGCCCCAUCCGCGGAGCUGGCAGACAGCAGGGCCUGUCCAGCCCACCCGCUGCAGCCGCGGCUGUCAGGGCGCUCUGCUCCCCGACGGUCGGCGGGCAGCUCUGGCUCUGCCUCGAGCCCCCAUGCCUGCCCCUCGCACGCCCGCCACACACCUGCAGUCCCCGCCGGGCGCCGAGCCCCUCUCCAGCGGCGACCCCCUGCGAUUCCGGAUACGGUCAGGACCACCGCGCCGGAGCUAGAGACGCGCGGAACAAGUCCCAGCAUCUAUACCGACUCGGCUCCGACCGAGCCGGGCCACCCGGGGCGGGGCCUGCUCGGGGCGGGGCCUGGGCGGGGGCGGGGCCUGGGCGGGGCCGGCCGCCCAGCCUGCCGCUCACGCCACCUGGUGGCCGGGCGGCGGCGGCGAGGCGCGAACCUGGCCCAAGCAUCCUCGGAGUCUGGCCCCAGCCCCGCAGCACGUCUGAGAAGACCGUCCAGCUCUGAGCCCGUCUGCCCACGGAAGGAACAGACCCUGGCCGGCGGCGGCCAAGGCCGGAGGGACGCCAGCGCUGGGCACCAGCGGACCCCCCCCCCCCCCCACAGGAGUAAGCCUCACAGGUCAGCAUCGGGACCUCCUGGACAAAGAGCUUCAGGCAGAAGCCAUGAGGGACUGUUCCCGUCAGGACCUUGGAGAUCCAGGGCACAGCAGUGAACAAGCAG
This is a messenger RNA of Phacochoerus africanus (Common warthog), 1057 nucleotides long. RefSeq names its product translation initiation factor IF-2-like. The coding region runs from base 276 to 1049 and encodes 257 amino acids. NCBI's taxonomy places the organism in Eukaryota, Metazoa, Chordata, Mammalia, Artiodactyla, Suidae. The transcript is spliced from 2 exons. The record is from RefSeq and is a predicted model, not a curated record.